UCAAACACCAAUCCCCAUGACUCAUCAGCUGCCCUAUAUAUUCUUCUUCUCGCUUACCUUCUCCUUCAAUUUCAACCUUUAUCUCUUCCUCUCAACACACCAUUUCACCAUGUACAACCACAAAGCAAGAACUAAAUUCUUGCUGUCUCUUCUCUCCAUUUCCGCCUUUGCUGUUCUCCUACUCACCACAGCGAAACCUCUGAAAAAGAGCCCAAAAAACACUGAAAUCCCACAACUGCAUCUCCACAAGCAUGUCCAGAUUGCCCAUUCCCAUUGCGAAGGCACUCUCUAUCCAGAGCUCUGUGUCUCAACUCUCUCCACAUUCCCGGAUCUUGCGUCUAAAACUGUCCCGGAAGUCAUUGCUGCCACAGUGAACCACACAGUGGGCGAAGUUAGGUUGUCAGCCUCGAACUGCAGCGGCAUUCGGAGGAAGCUCAAGAAUCUCAACACGCUUGAAGGCAGAGCUAUCAACGACUGCCUUGAGCUCCAUGACUGCACCAUUGCUCAGCUUCAGUCCACUAUUUCUGAUCUUUCUCCCAACAACUCUCCCGCAAAGCAUUACCAUGACUUGCAGACGUUGUUGAGCGGUUCGAGGACGAAUCUCUACACUUGUCUUGAUGGGUUUGCUUACAGUAAAAAGGACAUUCGUAGUUCAAUCGAAGGCCCUCUCCGCAACAUCUCUCACCAUGUCAGUAACUCUCUGGCAAUGCUCAAGAAAAUCCCAGGAGUCCAGUCAUCGAAGUCUGAGAUUUUCCCGGAGUACGGUAGCACGAAGGAUGGUUUUCCGGCGUGGCUGUCCGGGAAGGACAGGAGACUGUUGCAGGCGUCGGCGAGUCAAAUUCAUUACAAUCUCACCGUUGCCAAGGAUGGCAGUGGAGACUUCACCACCAUUGGGGAAGCCAUUGCAGCUGCUCCCAACUCCAGCACUACCAGGUUCGUGAUACAUAUAAAGGCAGGUGCAUACUUUGAGUACUUAGAUAUUGCGAGGUCGAAGACGAUGCUGAUGUUGGUGGGAGACGGGCUCGAGAAUACUUACAUCAAGGGCAACCGAAGCGUGGGUGGUGGGUGGACCACUUUCCAAUCAGGCACUGUCGCCGUGGUGGCAAACAAUUUCAUAGCCAAAGGCAUCUCCUUCGAGAACUACGCAGGGCCGAGCAAUCACCAAGCAGUGGCCCUGAGGAGUGGAGCCGACCUCUCCGUCUUCUACCUGUGCCGCUUCAUCGGUUACCAAGACACCCUCUACGUCCACUCUCUCCGCCAAUUCUACCGUGAAUGCGACGUCUACGGAACCAUAGAUUUCAUCUUCGGAAACGCUGCAGUCGUUCUCCAAAACUGCAACUUAUACGCCCGCAGACCUAACGCAAACCAGAAAAAUGUCUUCACCGCCCAAGGGAGAGAUGACCCCAACGAAAACACCGGAAUCUCAAUACAAAAUUGCAAAGUCGAUGCGGCUGCGGACUUGAUUCCGGUCCUAUCUUCAUUCAAAUCGUACCUAGGAAGGCCAUGGAAGGAGUAUUCGAGGACGGUUUAUAUGCAGUCUAACAUUGGCAAUUUGAUUGACCCAGCUGGGUGGCUGGAGUGGGAUGGAGAUUUUGCAUUGAGUACUCUUUAUUAUGGUGAGUAUAAGAACCGGGGUCCAGGUUCCAACACCAGCGGCAGGGUGACAUGGCCGGGUUAUAGAGUUAUUAAUAGUUCGAGUGUGGCGAGUCAGUUCACUGUUGGGGCCUUCAUUCAGGGAGAUGAGUGGCUUCCGGCUACUGGGAUUCCUUAUUAUUCCAAUUUGACCAUCGUUUAGUAAGUUGUAUUUUUAUGUGGCGUGGUUUCAAGUCUUGGGCAUAGAUUGCUCCAAACGAUUGAGAAUAAGUUCUUCAAGAAAAAUGUCAUGUUAUGUAGUGAAUUUAUUUGAUUGCACCUUUGAAUCUAUAUAGUAUAAAAAAAAUGUUUGGAUGUA
Messenger RNA from Vitis riparia (riverbank grape), 1951 nucleotides. RefSeq names its product pectinesterase. The record is from RefSeq and is a predicted model, not a curated record. Gene Ontology annotation, biological process: cell wall modification. NCBI's taxonomy places the organism in Eukaryota, Viridiplantae, Streptophyta, Magnoliopsida, Vitales, Vitaceae. The transcript has 3 exons. Gene Ontology annotation, molecular function: pectinesterase inhibitor activity; pectinesterase activity. Bases 17 to 1795 code for a protein of 592 amino acids.